This is a messenger RNA of Dromiciops gliroides (monito del monte), 939 nucleotides long. Its product is annotated as olfactory receptor 4F3/4F16/4F29-like. Gene Ontology annotation, biological process: G protein-coupled receptor signaling pathway. Gene Ontology annotation, cellular component: membrane. The coding region runs from base 1 to 939 and encodes 312 amino acids. Lineage: Eukaryota; Metazoa; Chordata; Mammalia; Microbiotheria; Microbiotheriidae. Gene Ontology annotation, molecular function: G protein-coupled receptor activity; olfactory receptor activity. The record is from RefSeq and is a predicted model, not a curated record. The transcript has a single exon.
AUGAACAGAGCCAAUCAUACUCUGGUGUCUGAGUUUGUAUUCCUGGGACUCUCCAAUUCUUGGUAUAUCCAACUUUUCCUCUUUGUUAUCUCCUCUAUAUUUUAUGUGGCAAGCAUGCUGGGAAACUCCCUCAUUGUGCUCACAGUGACCUCUGACCCACACUUACAUUCUCCCAUGUACUUCUUGCUGGCCAACCUCUCCUUCAUUGACCUGGGAGUUUCCUCAGUUACUUCCCCCAAGAUGAUAUAUGAUCUUUUCAAAAAGCGCAAAGUUAUUUCAUUCUCAGACUGCAUCAUUCAAAUGUUCUUUAUUCACUUGAUUGGUGGUGUUGAGAUGGUGCUACUUAUUGCUAUGGCCUUUGACAGAUAUGUAGCUAUAUGUAAGCCUCUCCAUUAUCUGACUAUCAUGAGUCCAAGAAUGUGUACUCUGUUCCUGGUUGCUGCUUGGACCAUUGGCUUCAUCCACUCAGUUGUCCAACUGGCUUUUGUUGUUAAUCUGCCAUUUUGUGGCCCUAAUGAAUUGGAUAGCUUUUAUUGUGACCUUCCUCGGUUCAUCAAACUUGCCUGCACAGACACAUAUAGACUGGAAUUCAUGGUCACUGCCAACAGUGGCUUCAUUUCCUUGGGCUCUUUCUGCAUCUUGGUCAUCUCCUACAUUUUCAUCCUGGUUACUGUUCAGAAGCAUUCUUCAGGUGGUUCUUCCAAGGCUCUCUCCACUCUGUCAGCUCAUAUCACUGUGGUGGUUUUGUUUUUUGGUCCAUUGAUCUUUGUUUAUACAUGGCCACACCCCACAUCACACUUGGAUAAGUUUCUUGCCAUUUUUGAUGCAGUUCUUACUCCUUUUAUGAAUCCAGUCAUCUACACAUUCAGGAACAAAGAGAUGAAGGUGGCAAUGAGGAGAUUGUGCAGUCAGAUUGGGAGUCUUAGGAAAGUCUCUUAA